Molecule: messenger RNA, 1196 nt
Organism: Trematosphaeria pertusa
Lineage: Eukaryota; Fungi; Ascomycota; Dothideomycetes; Pleosporales; Trematosphaeriaceae
Exons: 1
Coding region: 413-961 (182 amino acids)
Source: RefSeq, a predicted model, not a curated record
CACCAACAUGCAGCCAGUAGGCUUAAAGUGCAUUGGUAACGGAAUGCUAGACAGGCGAAUAGGGCAGAAGGGCUGAGGUGUGGCAUUACGGGUUUAGGGCAGAGAGGCGGAAAGACGGUGGCGCGCUGGAGAAGUGUGGCUGCGGCCGUGGUGGAGGUGCAGGCGGAUGGGCGGUGAAGAGAGGCUCAGAAGAGGUAUAUUUUUGGGAUGGGGGAGCAGGCUGAAGAGUGCAGAGUGCUGUAUAUAAGGGAGAGUUGAUGGAAGGGGAAGAGAUCAUCAUCCAGCAAGCAAGCAACAGAUCUCCAGAUCAAACACCAACAGUGCCAAAGCCUACCACCAGUUCUACAGCAUUAAAGCUUCUAUAUCCGCUACUACUCCAUACUCUCCACCCAACCCAAACCAACCAACAACAAUGAAGUCCUUCGCCAUCGCCGCCCUUCUCGGCCUUACUUCUGCCGCCCCCACCGCCCUUACAAAGCGCUGGCCUAGCGAACCUGCCAUCAUUACGCCCACCUACAUCUCGCACUACAACCUCGGCACCGGCGGACUCGUCUACAACCCGGCCACCGGCGCCGCGCAUUUCGACGCCCUCAGCACCAUCAGCGCCUUCUCCGUGCCCGCGGGCAUCGAGGGCAAGAAGUGCUCGCUGCACUUCUAUCUCGACCCGACUGACAGCACAGCAGCCGUCUCGGGCAGCGGCGGCGUCCAGGUCUUCAGCACGCACCAGGUGCCACCCGCCUACGACGUCGAGAGCUGGGGCCCGCCCGGGAACCAGCGCAACCAGCACUAUGGCAACUUCAAGGUGCACACUGGAUACGCGAAUGUGGAUGACUGGCCGAGGCUGCUGGAGGACUUCAAGUGCCCCGCUGAGGGAGAGUAUGGGUUUGAGGUUGUGGCGAAGUGGGCCACGGGGAUUGAGUGGGAUGCCGGGCUUAGUGGGCUGUAUAUGAAGUAUGAGUAGAUGGGUGGAUGGUGAAGAUAGAGUCGGACAGAGAUAAGGAUGGGAUGAAUGGAUUGGCAUAGACGGAUUCGAUUCUUACGCUCGCUCUCGCUCCUUUCGAGGGCCUUUUGGGAUGGGUUUUAUUGGAAAGGGCCGGCGGGCAAGGGCGCGUUUAGUUCUGGGUGCAUUUAGCAAUGGUUUUUUUACAGCGCCGCUUCUGCUGUUAGCGCGGAUAAUGAAGACUGCUUCUCCGAAC